CCAGUUUUUUGCCUCCUUCUCUCGACCCCCUUGACGGCUGCAAUACACAGGAGAAUCUGAAAUAUAAUCAGUCUUGCUUUCUGGCAGGCGACCCACGAGUGAACGAGCAAAUCCUUCUGACCUCCCUUCACACAAUAAUGGUCAGGCAACACAACACCCUUGCCAUUCAACUGAAGGACAUCAACCCCAGCUGGCAGGACGAGCAGCUGUUCCAAGAGGCCCGCAAAAUUUUGGUAGCGCAGCUGCAACACAUCACAUACCAGGAAUAUGUGCCCAGUGUGUUAGGGCCGAGAUUCAUGCGCCAUCUACACCUGUCGCCAAAAACUGAUGGGCAGUACACACGUGACUAUGAUCCACACCUGUCUGCCUCUAUUGCUAAUGAGUUUGCUGCUGCCGCCUACCGGUUUGGUCAUAGUCAGAUUCAGGGCUUGGUGCAGCAGAUUGACGGGGCGAGAAAGAAUGUUAACUUCGCGCAGCUGUCCAGUACCACAUUUAAUCCAUUUUCUUUGUACGUGGACGGCACAAUGGCAAGUUAUGUGAGAGGGGAGACUUCGCAAAAAGCAGCCGCAGUGGAUACCUACUUCUCCCCGCAGGUAACGGGUCAGCUGUUUCGCGGGAAGGCCAAGACGGGGAUCGACCUGGUGUCCGUCAACAUCCAGCGAGGCAGAGACCACGGGGUUCCUUCAUAUACGCGCGCGAGGAUGGCGUGUGGGUUGCCCCGUGUUCAGAACUUCACUGAUUUAGCCGCUGAGAUGGACGCGGGGGCUCUGGCCAAGAUUGCGGCUGUGUACAGCCACGUGGAGGAUAUUGAUUUGUACACGGGAGGGCUAGCAGAGAGACCAAUAGAAGACGGUCUGGUUGGCCCUACCUUCGCAUGCAUCCUCGCUGACCAGUUUCUGAGACUCAAGAAGGGGGACAGAUUUUGGUACGAGACGAGUGAGGAACCCCAGGCGUUUAGUAAAGACCAACUGGCGGAGAUACACAAGUUCUCGCUAGCCAGACUUCUAUGUGAUAACGUGCCGGAGCUGCUGUCCAUACAAAGAUGGCCGCUAAGGGUCUUCGCUACCGGUAACCCGCGCCUGCCCUGCUCCUCACUGUCUAUACCCAAACUUGAUAUAGAUCUAUGGGAAGAAUACCCCCUGUAGAAGAAUGGCUGGUUUUUCAGGGUAUUUAGGGGAGUUUUUAGGGUUUUUAAGGGAGUUUUAGGGUUUUUAAGGGAUGUUUAGGGUUUUUUGAGGGACUAUUGGGGUUUUUAAGGGAGUUUUAGCGAAUCUUAAAGGAGUUUUUAGGUUUUUAAGGGACUUUUAGGGUUUCUUAAGGGAGUUUUAGGGUUUUUAAGGGACUUUUAGGGUUUUUAAGGGAGUUUUAGGAUUUUUAAGGGAGUAUUUAGGGUUUUUUAAGUAUUGUAGCGUUACUUAUGAAACUUUUCGGGUAUUUUAAGAAAGUUUAGGCAAUUUUAAAGAGACUUAAGAGAUCUUUAUGAGAUUUAGGUGCUUCUAACAAAAUUUUAUGGUUUUAAGGGAAAUUUUAGGGAUUUUUAAGGAAUUUUAGGGUUUUAAGGUCAUCUGAAUAAUUUUAAGGGAAGGUUUGGGCUUUAAAGAAAAAUAGAGACUUUUUAGAUGUGAGGUUCUAAGGGAAAUUUUGUGAUUUUAAGAGAAUUUUAGGGAUUUGUAAAGGUUUUUCAGGGAAUUUUAGGGAUUUAUAAGGGUUUUAAGGGAAUUUUAGGGAUUUAUAGGGUUUUAAAAGAAUUUAAGGGAUCUAUAAGGGUUUUUAAGGGAAUUUUAGGGAUUUGUAAUGUUUUAAGGGAAUUCUAGUGAUUUACAAGGGUUUUUUAAGGGAAUUUCAGGGAUUUAUAAGGGUUUUUAAGAAAAUUUUAGGGAUCUAUAAGUGUUUUUAAGAAAAUUUUAAGGAUUUAUAAGUUUUUAAGGAAAUUUUAGGGAUUUAAAGGGUUUUGAGGGAAUUUUAGGGAUUUAUAAAGAUUUUUAAGAAAGUUUUAGGGUUUUAUAAGGGUUUUUAAGGGAAUUUAGGGAUUUAUAAGGAUUUUUAAGGGAAAUUGGGGAUUUUUAAUGGAAUUCUGUAGUUUUUAAAGGAUUUUCGUUUUUCUUAAAGAAUUUGGAGGUUUAAAGGGUUUUAGGAUUUUUAAGAAAAUUUUAAGGUAUUUUUUAGGGAAUUAGGUAAAUUUUGAGUGAAUUUAGGGUGUUUAAAGGAAUUUUUAUUUUUUGCGGGAAUUUUAGGGGUUUAAGGGAGUCUUAAGAGAACGUAGCGCCUUUAAGGGAAUUUUAGGAGUUUUAAGAGAAUUUUUAACGUUUCUUUUUCAUUUUUAAUUUUUCUUCAUCCUUUUUUUUUUAUCGUCACUUUUUUUUUUCUUUUGAUCUCGUUUCGUCUUUUUUUUUUUACUUUUCUGUAAGAUUUUUUUUCUCGUUUUUUUUAUAUUUUUUGGACAGAUUUUCCUAUUUUUUCUUGUUUAUUUACUUAUUUAUUUAUUUAUUUUUAUUUUUUCUGAGUUUCCAAGAUUUACCGGGAAAUUUAAGCCACUGUUGUUUAGAAUCACUGCCCGAGUCCUUUUAUUUAUUUAUUUAUGUAUUUAUAUAUUUUUUAAGGAUUAUUUUCACUUUAUGUAUAAUUUUAAGUGUCACAAUAUUUAGUCACUCUUGUUUUUAAGGUUUUAGGGUUUAAGGCAUUGCUGUGUAUAUUAAUUUUCGGUGCAGAGGUCAGGUUUGUUAUUGUCAUUUUUCAUAAACAAACUGCCUAACUCCAUUUUCUUUUCUUUAUUUUUUUCUUUUGUUUAUUUUCAUUUGUCUUUUUUUUUCAUUUUUUCCCUCGUGUACGGUUAUGACUUUUCCAUUUUUUUCCUUUUUCUUGUUUAUUUAUUUCAUUUUUAUAUUUAUUUUUCUUUUCUUUUAUUUAUUUCUUUAUUUCUCUCACCCAUUUUAAACCAGUGAUGAAGGAGUAAAGCUGCUGGUUAACUCUUGCGCUAGGGAGGUGGACAGAAUAGUGGUGAAAGACUGAGAAUACUGGUUAACUCUUGCAUUAGGGAGGUGGACAGAAUAGUGGUGAAAGACUGAGAAUACUGGUUAACUCUUGCAUUAGGGAGGUGGACAGAAUAGUGGUGAAAGACUGAGAAUACUGGUUAACUCUUGCAUUAGGGAGGUGGACAGAAUAGUGGUGAAAGACUGAGAAUACUGGUUAACUCUUGCACUAGGGAGGUGGACAGAAUAGUGGUGAAAGACUGAGAAUACUGGUUAACUCUUGCAUUAGGGAGGUGGACAGGAUAGUGGUGAAAGACUGAGAAUACUGGUGAACUCUUGCAUUAGGGAGGUGGACAGGAUGACAACGAGAGAAAGCAAAAAUUCACCUGAACAUUUAUGCUUCUAAUAGGAAAAUAAAUAAAUGAAUUAAUUAAUUAAAUAAUAAAAGGCAGAUUGUUUAUAGAAGUGACAUUAUGAUCCUUAUGUACCCGUAGUUAAGGUCGUAAUUCAUCUGCUUACUAUUUCCUGUGAUGGGUAAAUAAAUACAACAGUUAUUUGUGGAUGGCUUAAUGUAUGGUGUUUUGUAAGGUAAUCUUUAAGUCUUUAUUAAUAAUUCUAUGACCAAGA
Scylla paramamosain (green mud crab) is the source of this 3596-nucleotide messenger RNA. Its product is annotated as chorion peroxidase-like. Gene Ontology annotation, molecular function: peroxidase activity; heme binding. The record is from RefSeq and is a predicted model, not a curated record. Gene Ontology annotation, biological process: response to oxidative stress. Lineage: Eukaryota; Metazoa; Arthropoda; Malacostraca; Decapoda; Portunidae. Bases 138 to 1145 code for a protein of 335 amino acids. The transcript is spliced from 7 exons.